Callithrix jacchus (white-tufted-ear marmoset) is the source of this 7737-nucleotide messenger RNA. It is a transcript of the gene SPATA6, whose product is annotated as spermatogenesis associated 6. The record is from RefSeq and is a predicted model, not a curated record. Gene Ontology annotation, cellular component: sperm head-tail coupling apparatus. NCBI's taxonomy places the organism in Eukaryota, Metazoa, Chordata, Mammalia, Primates, Cebidae. Gene Ontology annotation, biological process: motile cilium assembly; spermatogenesis. Gene Ontology annotation, molecular function: myosin light chain binding.
CCGCCCCCAGCGCGCUUUCCCCGCGCGGAUGGCCCUGGAACGCCCCGUGCGGCCUUUCUUCCGGCCCCCUCACCCCGGCUGCCAUGACAACGAAUCGGCGCCCUGAGCUCAGCUGCUACUCCGGCGGGACCCAGGCUGGACCGCUGGCCCCGGCCUGGGGGCCACAGCUGCCACCACCGCCGCCAACUCGUCUCCUCCCUGUCCCCGCCCAGCCCUAGGUGUCCCUGCCUCACUCGGGCCCGUGGCCGGGGUCGCUCCCCGCCGUCCCUCCCCGCAGGGAUGCCGAAGGUGAAGGCGCUGCAGUGCGCCUUGGUGCUGGAGAUCCGCUUAGUAAGUUGCCCAGGAGUCGUGCUUAAAGACAAAGAGGACAUCUAUCUUAGCAUCUGUGUGUUUGGCCAAUACAAAAAGACACAAUGUGUCCCAGCCACUUUUCCACUGGUCUUCAAUGCCAGAAUGGUGUUUGAAAAGGUGUUCCCGGAAGCAGUAGAUCCUGGAGAUGUGGUUACACAGCUUGAAUAUGAUACAGCAGUGUUCGAGUUGAUACAGCUAGUUCCACCAGUGGGUGAAACACUGUCUACCUAUGAUGAAAAUACAAGAGAUUUCAUGUUUCCGGGUCCAAACCAAGUGUCUGGACACCAUGAUUCAAACCGCCAGGUUACCAUGAGGAGGAUUUCUGGCCUUCGAGGAAAUGCUCCAAAGCUGGAAUUUUCUACAACUUCAAUGAUUACUGAAUGUCUGAUUACUUCAAGGAAAUGCCGCACUCAGGAUAAAUUUAUUCACCAGUUGGCUCCAGCUGAAAAAUCACAUGGCAGACCACAAAGCAGAACAUCAAGAUCACAAAAGAAAAAAUCCAAGUCACCUGAGAGAAGUAAAUAUUGCAUAAAUGCAAAAAACUAUGAACAGCCUACAAUCUCUUCAAAAUCACACUCUCCAUCUCCCUAUACAAAAAGACGCAUGUGUGAGCUAUCUGAAGAUACCAGGCAGCGGCUGGCUCAUUUAAAUCUGGGACCCUAUGAGUUCAAAAAGGAAACAGAUAAACCUCCAUUUGUGGUUAGACAUGUUGAUCCCCCAAGUCCCAGGACUGAUACUUUAUUUGGAUCUUCUGGCAGAGACUGUGAAAGAGGUGGAUGGUCAAGGGUUCACAAUGAUCAUUUUCAUCUUGGCUGCUACCGACCCAAGGAUUAUAAGAAGUACCUUUCGCCUCCCACCAUGAUUCUGAGGACUCCCAAGCCAUGUGGGACUGUUAUCAGAACACCCCAUGGGAGAGACUUCAAUGACUCUUUAGAAAAGUGUGAAGACUAUCUAAGCCCAAGGUCAUGUAGUAAGCCUCAGCAUUCAGUGAGGACCUUACUAGUCCAUUCAGCACCCUCAACAAUGCCGAAGCAUUCUCCAAGCCUUAUGUUAAAUAGAGCUUCUCUCAGAGAAAGGUUUCAUUCUGAUUGGUGUUCACCUUCAAACUGCGAUGAGAUCCAUGACCGGGUAAAAAAUGUCUUGAAAUCACAUCAGGCUCAUCCAAGACAUUUAUAUGAUGAGAGAGACCUAGAGAAAGAUGAUGAACUGGAACUGAAAAGAAGUCUUUUAUACAGAGACUCUGCCUAUGACAGUGACCCCGAGUAUAGCUCAUGUCAGCAACCACGGGGCACUUUCCAUUUGGACGAUGGCGAAUACUGGUCCCACAGGGCAGCCUCUCACAAGGGAAAAUCCCACUGUCCCAUCUUUGAGAACAGCAUGGACAAGAUGUACAGAAACUUAUACAAAAAGGCCUGUAGUUCUGUUUCUCAGACACAGGAAAGCUUCUGAGAACAUCCACAUAAACUGCAUGAUUGUCCGUGUCAACUUCUCAAUGAAAAUGUUGGAUAUGAUCAAUAUCUGUAUUUCUUUUUUUAAUGGGAUUAUAACUAAGUACAAUAAUUAGACUUGAAUAAGUUUAUUACUUCAGAUGGGAAAUUGUCAUAGGCAAGCCUUUUAAAAUAAUUAUUACAGAAGAGUCUGCUGUGUUGCAAACCUCAAAGCUCUGUCACAUAGUCACAACUUCCAAUAUGUGAGAAGGAUAUUCUGUUACAUGUACAUCUCAAAUUACCAUCUACAAAUCCAAAAAUAGUGCCUUUCUAGAAAUGUUUUUCUCUCUUGUAAUUUUCUUUUCAUCUGUUUAACUGGUUAUCUUGUCUGUGUAAGAUUUAAUUAAUAUCGACUACCUUUUAUUGGUGAUGAACAAAAUGAUAUACAGAAAUGAAUUUCUUAAAAGUUUAAAUGCUAUUUUAACUAACAUUUUCUACUUUUUCCUUUUUCAGAGCAGGCUAUUAAUAUUCCUUAGCUCAUUGACUUUCAUUUUAAAGGCUAUAUGACCAUUUACUCAUUUUUCUCUGAAAGAAGUACCUAAGUUGCUUAAAAUGCAUAGCAGUUAUCUAGAAAUACCAGUGGCCACAGAUGAUCAAAAAUUUGAAUAACUAGUUUUUAAAUACAGAAUUCUUUCCAUGAUAUUUUUCUAGGGCCAAACAUUUUGGUGCAACCAGAAUCAGAAAAUAGCUUCUGUUGGUAAGCUUAUAGGAACUCAAAAAUAGUAAUGGAAUUAUAUUUUAAUUUGAGGCUUUGGGAUUUGCAUUAAGUAUCAUAUGGUCCAAGAAAUUAUUAUAGUAUCCUCACUUUUAAAAAACACUUGUAACCACAGUGCAAAUAUUAUAGCAGAAUACUUUGUGGUAGACACUGAACAUUUUGUUGAUUGAUGGAUAGACUUAACUUCUCCUCCCCCACCCCAACACACACCUGUGAAGCCAGUGAUACUUUGAAGAUAUAAAGAAAUCAGCUACUUUAUAAUUACUAGAGAGUGAGGGGAGGGAAAGGAGAGAGUAGGGUAAGUGAACUUGGGUUAUAAUCUUAAGAGAUGACUAAAAGAUAUUUUCUCAUUGACUCUGUUUUUGAUUAAUUUUACAGUUAUGAUUGAGGAAGAAAAAAAUGAACUUCCUUUAAAAUGAAAUUAAAAUGUGAAACUUGGUGACUUAUUUUUGUAAUAGAACUUGUUAACCAUGUUAAGAGUGCUUUAGUAUCACAGUCUGUGAUAUAUCAUAAAGAGCAUUAGUGCUCUCUCCAUGAGCCAGGAGUCCUAGGCUUUAGUGUCCUGUGUCUAGCUGAGCCUGUUUUACUCUCAAAUCCUUUGUUUCCUCAGCUAUCAAAUGUUGAGAAUGGAUAGACCCCAAACUAUGUUCUGCGGACCGAGACCACUGUUUUAGGAGAUGAUUGUAGGAAUGUAGAUAGAAGUAUGUAAUGUAAUUGGUUAUGCAAGUUUGGGAAAAUCUGUUUGCUGCACACACACACACACACACACACACACACCUACACCUCUUCAGAGAGUCCUAUGUAAAAUUAUAGAAGUAAAAAGAGAUGAUUUUAAUGCUGAAACAGUGCCUGUAAACUGGGGCUGUCUACAGCAAACUAGGAUGUAUGGUAACCAUGCUCAUUGUGAGCACUAGCCUUUAGUGUUAGAGGCUUUAAGAAAAUUCUGGUAUAAAUCUGUUUUGCUCUAGUAUCUAGUAGACAGCCUGGCAUGUAGUUGACAUUCCUUAAAUAUUUAUUGAAUUAACCCAGAAUUUUCUAAACUAAAUUUAGCACGUAACACUGUUUGUUAUUCUAGGUACCAUCCAGUGUUCUCCUAGCUCCUCACACUACCCGCCAAUGUUAUCCUCACGUACGUGUGGAUACCUAGGCUGCAGAAAUACUGGACUACACAAUUGCUGAGUUACCCUCUGGCUGUAGAUUAUAUGAUGAGGUAUUUUACAAUAAGCUUUUGAAGGUCAACAUUGAAUAAUGCUCUUUUACAAAUAUAUAUAUAUAUAUAUAUUUUUUACAAAUGCAUUUUACAAAUGUAUAUAUAUAUAUAUACACCCAGUGGUUUUCUGCGGGAAAAUAAAUUAAAAAGUCUUUUAAGAGUUGCUCUUGGUGAAAAGAACAAACAUGACUUUCAAAGAAAAUGUUUUACUACUCCCAAAAUCUCCUGAGUCAGUACCACAGAAAUGACUUAUUACACCUAUAUCUGCCAUUGGCUCUGAACAAGGCUGCAAAAAGUAGGGCUUCUGAAAGGGAAACUUUAGAAUCUGAUAUUCUGAAAGAAGUUUUCCUAUGGAUUAAGGUUAGUGUCUUUCUGAAAGUUGGGAGAAGUUUUCCUGGUAAAUAUUAAUAGCAUCUUUGUGAAGUGUCUGAUUAUCUUCUAUUCUCUAGCGGGGAAGGGUGGUCCAUAUUGCUCUAACUACUACUGUGAGUACUUACACUAUAUUGUUUUUAAAGAGUAAAACCUUUAAGUACUAAUAGUUGUAUUUUCUCAUUCAUAGGAGCAGAAAGGUACAGUUGUUUGUUCUCUUAGCCUUUUUUCCCCUGUAUUUCCUACAAAAUAAGAAUAGUUGUUGGAGUUAAUAUGAAAGAUACAUAGGCAUUUCUUCUUACUUUUUAAUUUUUUUCUUUAAAUUAUAAAAAACUCGGGGAUUUAAGAAAAUGUCAAAAUCAACAAAAAAAUUUGAAUUAUUGGAAUGAGACUCUUCCCUGGUUCUACUGGCUAGUUACAUAACCUUAUUUAAGUCAUUUAUGCUUUUUGGAGCUCAGUUUUCUCAACAAUAAGGUGAUCAAAAAGUUAAUUUAGAAUGAUCCUUUGACAUUUUAUAAUUGUACAAUUAUUAUGUAUGAUCAAGAAGUCCUAGGCAGGCAGAGUUGUUUUCUGAUUUACAGAGAUUAAACCCCUGAUUUAAAAAUCUGGAACGAAUAGAGAAUUUUCAUUAUUAUGUUCAUUUACUAAUAAUAGCUUUAUUGAGAUAUAAUUCACUCUGAAAAAGUAUACAGUUAAGUGAUUUUUACUAUAUUCACAGAGUUGUGCAACUAUAACCACUAGCUAAUUAUAGAAUAUUUUAUAACUCCCAAAAGAAAUCAUGUAACUGGCCGGGCGCGGUGGCUCACACCUGUAAUCCCAGCACUUUGGGAGGCCGAGGUGGGUGGAUCACGAGGUCAAGAGAUCGAGACCAUCCUGGUCAACAUGGUGAAACCCCGUCUCUACUAAAAAUACAAAAAAAAAAAAAUUAGCUGGGCACGGUGGCAUGUGCCUGUAAUCCCAGCUUCUCAGGAGGCUGAGGCGGGAGAAUUGCCUGAACCCAGGAGGCAGACGUUGCGGUGAGCCGAGAUCGUGCCAUUGCACUCCAGCCUGGGUAACAAGAGCAAAACUCCGUCUCAAAAAAAAAAAAGAAAAAAGAAAUCAUGUAACCAUUAGCGAUCACUUCCCACCUCCUCCCCACAACCCUUGGAAACCACAGAUAAGCUUUUUGUCUCCAUGCCUGUUUUGGACAUUUCAUACAAAUGGAAUCAUACAGUAUGAUGAUCUAUUCUGUCACUUAGCAGAAUAUUUUCAGAGUUUAUACAUGUUGUAACAUGUAUGAGUACUUCAUUUCUUUUUAUUACUAAAUAAUCCAUUAUAUGAAUAUACCAUAUUUUGUUUAUUCAUUUGAUUGAUAGCUAUUUGGGUUGUUUCUACUUUGUAGUAUUCUGAAAUGCUGCUCUGAAUGCUAGUAUACAAGUUUUUUUUGUGGACAUAUGAUUUUAUUUCUCUGGAGUAUACAUCUAGAAGUUGACUUGCUGGGUCCUCUGGAAACUAUGUUCAACAUUUUGAAGAAGGAACAAAUUGUUUUUCAAAGUGAAUGUACCAUUUUACAAUUACUGUGUUGAUCUUUAUCUUACCUUAGUAUCUUAGAUAAAUUACACAUUCAAGCCUCAUUUAUAUAUUCAUCACGUAGGUAUUAAGCACUAUGUUAGAAAUAGAGGGUAUAUAAUUUUACCAUCUUUGAAAAUGUGAAAAGCAGUGUAUUAAAACAUUUGCAAUGGUUUGGUAUCUUCUAUGAUAUGAAAAUGCAAGAAUGGGGAUAAGGGCCUUCUACCUUGAUGGAACAGAACAUGCAGGGGCAUGAAAAUGGGAGGGAGCAUGAUUGUUCAUGGAAACUCCUCAAAGUGCUUUAGCUAGAAGAAUGGUAUGGUAGAAUAUGACUCAUGCAGUAAGAGAACUACAAAGAGGUCUAGAGCAGCAUCAGAGGAGGUGACUGAAUGUUAAAGGAUUGAAAGGACUUUUGAGAAUAGCAAAACAAAGUGGGAUAAACUAAAUAUUAAUCAGAUUUUUUUUUUUUGAGAUGGAGUCUCACUCCAUUGCCCAAGCUGGAGUGCAGUGGUGCAAUUUCGGCUCAUGGCAACCUCUGCCUCCUGGUUCAAGUGAUUCUUCUGCCUCAGCCUCCCAUGUAGCUGAGAUUACAGGUGCAUGCCACCACACCCAGCUAAUUUUUUAAUUUUUAGUAGAGAUGGGGUUUCAUCAUGUUGGCCAGCCUGGUCUCAAACUCCUAACCUCAGGUAAUACACCAUGUCGGCCUUCCAAAGUGAUUGAUCAGAUUUUACAAGGGUGGAGUUGAAAAUAUCCAGAGUCAGUUAAGAAUAAAGAUCUAGAACUUUGGAGAAUUCAAGAAUACAAAACACAUUAUGAAGUCAGAUAAAAAUAAAUGAAAGCUCUACUUUUUGUUUUUGGCCUACUUUAAUAUGUGACCAUAAUAGGCACCCUGAGUUCUGGACCUCAAGUAAUUGAAUGUUUUGCUACUUAAGGAGGCUCUGGUGGUAGUAAGACAGUUUGAGGGCAACCCUUUUAAAAAUUAAGAUAGAGGCUGGGCACGGUGGUUCAUGCCUGUAAUCCCAGCACUUUGGGAGGCCGAGGCGGGUAAAUCACGAGGUCAAGAGAUCGAGACCAUCCUGGCCAACAUAGCAAAACCCCGUCUCUACUAAAAAAUUAGCCGGGCAUGGUGGCACAUGCUUGUAAUCCCAGCUACUUGGGAGGCUGAGACAGGAGAAUCGUUUGAACCCAGGAGGCGGAGGUUGCGGUGAGCCGAGAAUGCGCCAUUGCACUCCAGCCUGGGUAACAAGAGAGAAACUCCGUCUCAAAAAAAUAAAAUUAAGAUAGAUAGCCAGGUACAGUGGCUUAUGCCUGUAAUCCUAGUAGUUUGGGAGGCCAAGGUGGACAGAUCACCUGAGGUCAGGUGUUCAAGACCAGCCUGGCCAACAUGGUGAAACCCUGUCUCUACUAAAAAUAAAAAAAAUCAGCCAGGCGUGGGGUAGUCUCCUGCCUCAGCCUCCCAAGUAGCUGAUAGUCCCAGCUACUUGGGAGGCUGAGGCAGGAGAAUCACUUGAACCUGGGAGGUGGAGGCUGCAUUGAGCCAAGAUUGUGCCACUGCACUCCAACAUAGGUGACAGAGCUAAAUAAUAAUAUUAAAGAAGUCAUUUUUCUAACUAGCUGCAGUUGUAUGUACAAAAUGAAGAGGUAAGAAAGAAAUUCAACAUUUCGUUAAGUUAUUGUGUUUAUUAUUUAUCACUGAAUGAUAUACUUUGAAUUUAAUUAUAUGAAGUUUCCUCAGAUAAUCAGUUCUUGUGACUGUUGACUCAUUCAAAAAAUAUUUCAGGCAAUCUGCAAGGCAUUGAAUGGUAACCCAGAGAUAAACAAAAACACAGUUCCCCAGUCCAAGUUUGUGUGUGUAUAUGAGAGUUGAGGAGAGACCUGCAUUUACUUGAGGGAUAAUAACUGAAAUUAGUUGAUAUUCUUUCUACCUGUCUUGGAUAGCACAAGACUUAGAAAAUCCACUUACUACGGUUUGUGAAGUAAGAGAGAAAUAAACCAACACAGAACAGUUAUCAGCUGAUACACUCUUCUCUAAAAGUUAAUAAAGUUACUUAACUUUA